Messenger RNA from Protopterus annectens (West African lungfish), 2465 nucleotides. It is a transcript of the gene SEMA7A, whose product is annotated as semaphorin 7A (John Milton Hagen blood group). The transcript has 14 exons. Gene Ontology annotation, biological process: regulation of inflammatory response; negative chemotaxis; axon guidance. The record is from RefSeq and is a predicted model, not a curated record. Bases 30 to 2078 code for a protein of 682 amino acids. NCBI's taxonomy places the organism in Eukaryota, Metazoa, Chordata, Ceratodontiformes, Protopteridae. Gene Ontology annotation, molecular function: chemorepellent activity; integrin binding; semaphorin receptor binding.
UUAGUGUGCACAGUGUGAUCAUAUUGAGGAUGAAGGCUAUGACUGCUCUUUCUGGAAUUAUAUUUAUUACUGGUCCAUUCUUUCUGUGUGUGGAUUGCUAUCCCUUUCUUUCAGGUUCCAGGAUAAUUUCUAAGAAUGACUUGGAUUUCAAACGCUUCAGAUUCACUACAAGGGAAAACAAUGCGGUAUUCCUAUUCAACAAUGACACAGAUUCUAUAUAUGUAGGCACUGUGAACAAGCUGCAUGUUUUCAACUUUGAAGAGCCGGACAAGAAUUACACGGUUACAUUCCCACCAACUUCUCAGUCCGCCUGCAGUGGAUCUGGAAAGCUGCCAUCUCUAUGUGAAAAUUUUAUCACAGUUCUUCAUAAAUAUGAAGGGAAGAAUUUUAUUUGUGGAACAAAUGCAUACUCUCCGAAAUGCUGGUACUGGACAAAUGAAUCGAAAAAGGAAGUUCUGCACAAUAAUGAAAAAGUAGGAUAUGGCUUGUCUCCAUUUUAUCCAACUAAAAAUCUUUUAUCAACUGUUAUUGAUGGUGAUAUCUACUCCACUGCUUCAACAUUUUUUAAAAAUGGAUUUGAACGGUUUCGCAGAGCUUUUGGCAAAAGAGAGCAACUUUAUACAAAUUCAGAUGAAAAGUGGAUGGCCAAACCUACAUAUAUAGCAGCAAGCCUGAUCAAACAAGAGUCUCAGAAUAAUGUGGAUAAUGACAAAAUCUACAUAUUUUUUAGAGAAAAUAAGAAACUUGAAAGCCAUGAUUCUGACUGUGAGAUUUCACGGGUUGCUCAAGUGUGCAAGAAUGAUCAGGGUUCAAAUUCAGAAAACAAACAGUGGACAACAUUUCUGAAAGCAAAAUUGGCAUGCAGUGAUGAGUCAAGACAUUUAUAUUUCAGUCGCCUCCAAGAUGUCUUCAUUCUACAUGACCCAAAGAACUGGAGAAUGUCAAAAGUUUAUGGUAUUUUCUCUAGUCCUUAUAAUGUAACAGCAGUGUGCGUGUACUUCUUGAAGGAUAUAGAUCAAGUGUUUAUAAAAUCAACUUUCAAAGAUUAUAAUGGUGACAUUCCCAAUCCAAGGCCUGGCACUUGCCUUGAUGACAGCAAGAAAGUGGCCACAAUUACUAUCAACUUACUAACAUCCAACCCAGAGAUGAAUGACACAGUUCAUCCCAUUGGACAGAAACCUUUGUUUAUUAGCCAUCACAGAUACCAUAAGAUUGCAGUGGACAUAGUCACUCCGACUGAUCACAAUGCCCACACAGUUCUGGUUUUGGCUACAGAAAAAGGAACGAUCCAUAAGAUCAUAGAGACCAAAACAUCUGUGUCUAAUAUAUUGGAAAUCAAUGCACUUCAUCUACAGGCACCCGUCCAUUAUAUGAAGCUAGAUUCUGACAAGAGAAAGCUGUACCUUGGAACAUCCAGUGAGAUUAUCCAGAUACCUCUAGAUACUUGUGACAUAUAUGGUGGAACCUGUGGAAACUGUAUCUUAGCCAGGGACCCUUACUGUUUAUGGACCGAAAAUAAAUGUGUUUCAUCUACAAGAAGUGGCCUUCAAGAUGUAGAAAGUGGAAAUGCCUCAAAGCUUUGUGAAGAGAUUGUCAAACUACAGGCUAGAAGCAGUGAGGAACUCGAGUCUAAGAAGACAAAAUAUGAAGGCACUGUUCUGCAACUUCACACAAAACAAGCUUACUUUUCCUGCCCCACAUCAUCCCUUACAGCAGUGUAUUGGUGGCAGCAUGAACACUUGGGCAAUUUCAGCUGUGUGCCAAGUAAUAAUAAAUGUCUGCAUCUUAUAGAAAGUAUGACAGAAAACCGUUAUGGCACUUACAAGUGCAUGUCAACAGAACGAGGUUAUACUCAGACUCUUGCUGUUUAUCAUGUGGUACAAAGUAAGGGGAAUGGCCUACUUGUUUCGGGGCAAACUGGCACAAUAUUUAGUGUGUUACUAUCUGUAGCUGCUUUCUUACUGGUCCUAACUAAUCAUCCCAUUGGGGAAGACCCUAGCCGCAACCAAACCUUAAAUUCAAUUGCCAUUUGUAUUUUAUUUGCACAGCAGGGAACUUUCUGGAACACAAACACCUAGUAAGAUAUUUGCAGACUUAUUUCCAAAGCUGUUAAAAGUUCUCUGUUCAUCCAGUGAUGUUGAAUAUGUUUGUAUGUAAGGGAUGAAUCAUACAACUACUCAUAUGCUUCCUUCCUACAGCUUGACAUGGGUGUGAAAGCAAAACUACAGCAGCCUGUUUGCAGUUUUGAUGUGAAUCUUCUUUUUUAGCAGGUGAGUAUUGGAUGUCAGGACUGCCGUGUCAAGUGCUUUCUCACGUUUCUGAAUUUCUUCUACCAUCAGUGACUCUAUCUUGAAUAAACUUGUAUGUUUGGAGGCUAUUAACACCGGCUGACUCUUUCACUUUUCAAGCCAUACAUGCAUCCAUUCUUUUUCUAAUUACCUAUUUUGUCAUGAUCAUGGUAUUAG